GUAAGCAAACACAAAAGAAGAACCUUACUCUGGAACACAAGUUCAGAGGUUGUCAGCUAGUUAAUGUUUAAGGAAGGACUCUUCUGCUUUGUUGGCGUAUAAAUUGACAAAAAAAACAAGAAGAAUAGUCUGGUCAAGGAGAUAAAUAAAAGUGAAAAAUGGGGAAGGUUCUUGGCCUGUGGUUAUUAGGGAUUCUGCUCUGUUGUGGUGCCCAGUGUGACGAUCAUUCUAAAGAUCACCACCAUCACAUUCAUGACACGGAUCACCAGCAUGAGGAGAGUGAGCUGCAGUGCCGCAAGUUAAUGCCUGCAAACUCUGACUUUGCAUUCAGUUUAUACAAACAACUGAACUCCCUGCCAGAUGGGGAGUCCAGAAACAUCUUCUAUUCCCCUUUGAGCAUUUCUACUGCCCUUUCUGUGAUGGCACUGGGUGCAAAGGGUACCACUCAUGAUCAACUUUUUGAAACCCUCGGAUUCAGCCCUUCUGGUCUCAAUGAAACUGAAGUUAAUCAUGCCUUUGAACACCUGUUUCACAUGCUCAGUCAUAAAAAUAACGAGCUUCAGUUGGAAGCUGGGAAUGUUGUCUACCUGCAGGAAGGGUUCAAGCCAAAUCCUACAUUUUUGAAAGACGCCCAACACUUUUACGACACAAAAGGUUUCACAGUCAACUUUCAGAAACCUGACUUCGCUAAAGUAGAGAUAAAUACGUAUAUAGCAAUGAAGACCCAUGGCAAAAUCGUUGACUUAAUCAAAGACCUAGAUUCUAAAGCUGUGAUGGUUCUUGUGAACUACAUGUUCUUCAGAGGGAAAUGGGUAAAGCCUUUUGAUCCAAAAUAUACAAAGGAAGAUGUCUUCCAUGUGAAUGAGAACACAACAGUCCCAGUUGAGAUGAUGAUCCGAAGUGGCAGAUUUGACUAUUAUUAUGAUGAAGAAAACUCUACUUUCAUACUGAUGCUACCCUACAAAGGAGAUGCAUCACUGAUGCUUAUCUUGCCUGAUGAAGGAAAGCUUAAGGAAGUGGAAGAGAUGUUGAGUAAGGACAGCAUUAAAAGAUGGCACGAUUCACUCUUCUUUAGCUCUGUGGAUGUGUACCUACCCAAAUUCUCAGUUUCUGCAUCCUAUUCCCUCAAAGAAAUACUGGCAACCAUGGGUAUCAUCAAUGCGUUUAGUGAUAACGCAGACUUUUCCAGAAUUACAGAAGAGAUUAAACUGAAAUUGUCUAAGGCUGCCCACAAAGCAGUGCUAGACGUUGAUGAGAAGGGAACUGAAGCAGGAGCUGCCACUUUCAUUGAGGUGAUGCCAAUGUCAAUACCUCCAGUUGUGAAAUUUAACCGACCCUUCAUCUUGUUGAUCGUCGAAAAAACUACCAAGAGUAUCCUCUUCAUGGGAAAAAUAAUGAAUCCUUCUCUAAAGUAAAUAUGUGUUAGCAGUGCCACUUUUAUAACGAAUACACAAUGGAAACAUUUUAAAGUCGUUAUCUUUAAAAGUAGAUGUAUUACACUUACUGAACUGUUAAAAGGUGAAAAAGCAGUGAAACAUCUCUAAAAUUCACAUGUAUGCAUUAUAAUAAUUUAUGUUUAGUUAUUUUUGCAAUGGCAAAAUAGAUAUUCUAGUCUGUUCUUGCAUAAAAAUAACAUUUUAAUAUGUAAACUCCUAGUCAUUGUAUAAUGCAAUAAAAGAACAAGUGUAACAGCA
Molecule: messenger RNA, 1694 nt
Organism: Acipenser ruthenus (sterlet)
Lineage: Eukaryota; Metazoa; Chordata; Actinopteri; Acipenseriformes; Acipenseridae
Product: alpha-1-antitrypsin homolog
Exons: 5
Coding region: 159-1415 (418 amino acids)
Biological process (GO): negative regulation of endopeptidase activity
Molecular function (GO): serine-type endopeptidase inhibitor activity
Source: RefSeq, a predicted model, not a curated record